AUGGUGAAGGACCUAGGAGAUAGACUGCGGCUGUCUGACAAGAAGGUGGGUGAACUCACGAGAGAUUUGGAGCACUCUGGAGUUGUUUUACAGGGACUGGUGAAGCAGCGCCAUGAUAAAUCUGACAAGGAGUACCCCUUCCCCCCAGAUGAACAGAGAACGAACAAUACCAACCUAAAUUAUAACAAAGUACAGAAAAAUGUUGUGCCUGGAGGAAUAAGGGAGUCGCAAGAUCGUUUCCAAAGACUUUUAAUUCCGGCGACACAACUUCCUUCGGUUGCUUUUUAUGCACACGCAGCUGGUCAUCAAAACGGGCUUGGCGCGGGACAGACCAUCAAAUACCCCACCGUCGUUACCAACGUUGGCAAUGGAUUCGAUCCCAAAGUUGGAAUAUUUCGAGCACCCGUAGCAGGUGUUUACUUCUUUACUACAACACUGAUCAGUGAUCGUGGAGAGACUGUCCGAAGCACCAUCGUCCAUAAUAAUCAAAAUAUGGCAUACGUUUUUGCGGGAAAUGAAGGAACUCACGGAUCCGGAUCAAACUCUGUCGUGCUGCAUUUGAUGUCUGGACACUUGUUCACAACACAAACUCCCAUGUGUUUGCUGAUUCCUGGUGCACAUUUUCUGGAUUUCUGA
This is a messenger RNA of Saccostrea cuccullata (small rock oyster), 636 nucleotides long. Its product is annotated as complement C1q-like protein 2. The record is from RefSeq and is a predicted model, not a curated record. Gene Ontology annotation, molecular function: protein binding. The transcript has 2 exons. The coding region runs from base 1 to 636 and encodes 211 amino acids. NCBI's taxonomy places the organism in Eukaryota, Metazoa, Mollusca, Bivalvia, Ostreida, Ostreidae.